This is a messenger RNA of Gorilla gorilla gorilla (western lowland gorilla), 1397 nucleotides long. RefSeq names its product protease associated domain containing 1 (gene PRADC1). The coding region runs from base 372 to 953 and encodes 193 amino acids. The record is from RefSeq and is a predicted model, not a curated record. The transcript has 5 exons. NCBI's taxonomy places the organism in Eukaryota, Metazoa, Chordata, Mammalia, Primates, Hominidae.
GGCUGGGCUUCGGGGACUCUCUAGUGAGGGGCGUUUAUUAAAGAGGGGUCGCCGCAUUUCGGUCGUGCUUCUUAGAGCACGGAGGGUCUUUGCUCGGCCCGCAUCACCUACUAACCUAAUUCCACCCUCCUCCAUCCCCGGACGCCAGACCAAGGAAUGCAAUAAAGGCAAAAGUGUGGGACGCAAAGUGUGGGAUAGGCUGGUGCCAAAGCACUUUACGUGAGCGAUCUCAUUUAAUCCUCACAACCCUAUUGCGUUGGUCCUAUUAAGGACAUUUUACUGAUGAGAGAAAGGAGGCUCAGAGGUCAAGGUGUCCAGUGUCACAGUUACACAGUCAGUGUCAACGGGGCGAGCGUGGGAAGCUGGCCCCAAUGCCCGUUUUCUGGCUUUGCACUGGCCAGAGGCUCCUCGUGGAUGGCCUGCGCCAGGCCGCGGCCCCAGCGCCUAUCCACGGCUUCCGUAUCCAUGAUUAUUUGUACUUUCAAGUGCUGAGUCCUGGGGACAUUCGAUACAUCUUCACAGCCACACCUGCCAAGGACUUUGGUGGUAUCUUUCACACAAGGUAUGAGCAGAUUCACCUUGUCCCCGCUGAACCUCCAGAGGCCUGCGGGGAACUCAGCAACGGUUUCUUCAUCCAGGACCAGAUUGCUCUGGUGGAGAGGGGGGGCUGCUCCUUCCUCUCCAAGACUCGGGUGGUCCAGGAGCACGGCGGGCGGGCGGUGAUCAUCUCUGACAACGCGGUUGACAAUGACAGCUUCUACGUGGAGAUGAUCCAGGACAGUACCCAGCGCACAGCUGACAUCCCUGCCCUCUUCCUGCUCGGCCGAGACGGCUACAUGAUCCGCCGCUCUCUGGAACAGCAUGGGCUGCCAUGGGCCAUCAUUUCCAUCCCAGUCAAUGUCACCAGUAUCCCCACCUUUGAGCUGCUGCAACCACCCUGGACCUUCUGGUAGAAGAGUUUGUCCCACAUUCCAGCCAUAAGUGACUCUGAGCUGGGAAGGGGAAACCCAGGAAUUUUGCUACUUGGAAUUUGGGGAUAGCAUCUGGGGACAAGUGGAGCCAGGUAAAGGAAAAGGGUUUGGGCGUUGCUAGGCUGAAAGGGAAGCCACACCACUGGCCUUCCCUUCUCCAGGGCCCCCAAGGGUGUCUCAUGCUACAAGAAGAGGCAAGAGACAGGCCCCAGGGCUUCUGGCUAGAACCCGAAACAAAAGUAGCUGAAGGCAGGUGGCCUGAGAGCCAUCUGUGACCUGUCACACUCACCUGGCUCCAGCCUCCCCUACCCAGGGUCUCUGCACAGUGACCUUCACAGCAGUUGUUGGAGUGGUUUAAAGAGCUGGUGUUUGGGGACUCAGUAAACCCUCACUGACUUUUUAGCAAUAAAGCUUCUCAUCAGGGUU